GCGCGUGGACACGGGGGGUGGGGGACAGCGGAGGGACUCGGAUUGCAGCUGGAGAGGCCGCACGGCGACCCCCUGAGCCAUGGCGACCCUCGGCCCCGGCAGCCAGAAUGUCACCGAGUACGUCGUCCGAGUUCCCAAAAACACCACCAAAAAGUAUAACAUCAUGGCCUUCAAUGCAGCUGAUAAAGUCAACCUGGCCACUUGGAAUCAGGCCCGGCUGGAGCGAGACUUGAGCAACAAGAAGAUCUACCAGGAGGAAGAGCUGCCGGAGUCGGGCGCAGGCAGCGAGUUUAACCGCAAACUGAGGGAGGAGGCACGGCGGAAAAAAUACGGCAUCGUCCUCAAGGAGUUCCGGCCCGAGGACCAGCCCUGGCUGCUCCGGGUCAACGGCAAGUCCGGCCGGAAGUUCAAGGGCAUCAAGAAGGGCGGCGUCACGGAGAACACUUCCUACUAUAUCUUCACCCAGUGCCCCGACGGCGCCUUCGAGGCCUUCCCCGUGCACAACUGGUAUAACUUCACGCCGCUCGCCCGGCACCGGACACUCACGGCCGAGGAGGCGGAGGAGGAGUGGGAGCGGAGGAACAAGGUCCUGAACCACUUCAGCAUCAUGCAGCAGCGGCGGCUCAAGGACCAGGGCCAGGACGAGGAGGACGAGGACAAGGAGAAGCGGGCCCGGAAGAAGCCCAGCGAGCUCCGCAUCCACGACCUGGAGGACGACCUGGAGGUGUCGUCCGAGGACAGCGAGGCCAGCGGGGAGGAGGGUGGCCGGGCCCCCAAGGCCAAGAAGAAGACCCCGCAGGCCAAGGCAGGCAAGAAGAAGAAGAAGAAGAAGGGCUCGGACGACGAGGCCCUGGAGGACAGCGACGACGGGGACUUCGAGGGGCAGGAGGUGGAUUACAUGUCCGACGGCUCCAGCUCCGAGGACGAACUGCCCGGGAAGCCCAAGGUCCCGCAGCAGGAGGAGGGACCCAAGGGGGUGGACGAACACAGUGAGAGCAGCGAGGAGAGCGAGGAGGAGAAGCCGCCCGAGGAGGACAAGGAGGAGGAGGAGGAGAAGAAGGCGCCCACGCCACAGGAGAAGCGGCGCAAGAAAGACAGCAGCGACGAGUCGGAGAGCUCCGAGGAGAGCGACAUCGACAGCGAGGCCUCCUCGGCCCUCUUCAUGGCGAAGAAGAAGACGCCCCCCAAGAGGGAGCGGAAGCCGUCGGGCGGGAGCUCCCGGGGAAACAGCCGGCCCGGGACACCCAGCGCCGAGGCGGGGACCACGUCCUCCACCCUCCGGGCGGCCGCCACCAAACUGGAGCAAGGAAAGAGGAGCAGUGAGACCCCCGCCGCCAAACGUCUCCGGCUAGAAACGGGGGCCCAGAACCCAUCUGGGAAAUCCACCCCUCAGCCCCAGUCGGGAAAGUCCACCCCGAGCAGCGGGGACGUGCAGGUGACGGAGGACGCGGUGCGGCGUUACCUGACGCGGAAGCCCAUGACCACCAAGGACCUGCUGAAGAAAUUCCAGACCAAGAAAACGGGCUUGAGCAGCGAGCAGACGGUCAACGUGCUGGCGCAGAUCCUCAAACGCCUCAACCCCGAGCGGAAGAUGAUCGGGGACAAGAUGCACUUCUCCCUCAAAGAGUGACCCCUCCCCC
Sorex fumeus (smoky shrew) is the source of this 1640-nucleotide messenger RNA. It is a transcript of the gene GTF2F1, whose product is annotated as general transcription factor IIF subunit 1. Gene Ontology annotation, biological process: transcription initiation at RNA polymerase II promoter; positive regulation of transcription elongation by RNA polymerase II. The coding region runs from base 80 to 1630 and encodes 516 amino acids. NCBI's taxonomy places the organism in Eukaryota, Metazoa, Chordata, Mammalia, Eulipotyphla, Soricidae. The record is from RefSeq and is a predicted model, not a curated record. The transcript has 12 exons. Gene Ontology annotation, molecular function: RNA polymerase II general transcription initiation factor activity; TFIIF-class transcription factor complex binding; DNA binding. Gene Ontology annotation, cellular component: transcription factor TFIIF complex; nucleus.